AUGGCGACCGACCACUAUGGGCUCGGAGAGCCACGCAUGCUGGAGAAGAUUGACAAGCUCUUUGCAUGUGGCGUCGGGGAGCUGGUCGACCUUCCACAGAUUGUUGUUGUUGGCGACCAGUCUUCAGGCAAAAGCAGCGUGCUCGAGGGUCUCAUCAAGAAGCCACUGCCUCGCGACAGUGGCCUCUGCACGCGUUUCGCCACCCAGAUCGUCUUCCGCCGCGCACCGGCUUCUAAAAUAGACGUCUCGAUCAUUCCAUCUCGAGACGCGAAGCCUGAGCAUGCCAGUCGCGCCAGAGGCUGGGGCAAGGCCGUCGAGAAGCUCGACUCGAAGGCCUUCAUCAAGAUCAUGGACGAGGUACACGAGGUGAUGGGGCUCAAGGCUGACAACAGCGACACGGAGGACAGUGCGCCAAGUCCAGUCAAGCCGCCGACAUUCUCAAACGACGUGCUGCGACUCGAAAUUUCCGGACCAGAUCAAGAGCACCUGAGCGUCAUCGAUGUCCCUGGCAUCUUCAAGUCUACGACCGUCGGGCUCACCACUAAGACAGACAUCGACCUUGUUCGGAACAUGGUAAAGAACUAUAUGGACAAUCCACGCUCCGUCAUGCUCGCAGUCAUCCCAGCCAAUGUAGACGUCGCAACGCAGGAAAUUCUCGAAUUGGCUAAUGACGCCGACCCGCAUGGAGACCGCACUCUAGGUGUACUCACGAAGCCGGAUCUGGUUGACAAGGGCGCUGAACCGCGCGUGAUCGACCUCGUCGAUGGUCGCGCGCGUCCUAUGAAGCUCGGAUGGCACAUCAUCAGGAACCCAGGUCAAAUGGAAAUGGCAGAUACGGGUCUAGAUCGCGGCGCCUUGGAGGCAAAUUUUUUCCGCUCACAAGCUCCAUGGAACACCAUCGAGAAGGAUAAGGUUGGCAUUGAUGCCUUGCGCGUGCGACUCAAGGAUGUAUUGUCGUCGCUGGUCAAGCGAGAGUUCCCCAAGGUGAGGACCGAGAUCAAGAACAGGCUCGAAAACCGGAACGCGCGACUGGAGACUCUUGGCCCAGAGCGCUCCGAUUCCAGCGACCAGCGGGCCUUCCUGACGAAACUCGCAACGCGGUUCCAGCGCCUUGUUUCUCUAGCUCUGUCAGCGAAUCACGGUGCCGACAAUGCCUUCAGCACGAGACCACAACUACGCAUCGCGCCUGCCGCGAUGGCUAGAAUGAAGCUGUUUUCCGACGAAAUGGCGGAAAAUGGUCAUACUUAUGCCUUCCUCGACCACACGUUCGGUACCACGUCGCCCUUCAACAAUACCCUCGCAAAUGUCGGCAGAGGCCCUCAGCAACAAGGCUUCCCCAACCGGAAGAUUGUCAAUGAGUCCGUGGAACUGGUGGACAUAUUGCAAGCGGCGUCGCAUAUCGCCUAUCCAGAGAAGGGCGGCAUCAAGGGCUGGCUGACGUACGUCUUCAAGAACAAUCGAGGAUUCGAGCUUGGCACGUUCAAUACCACAAUUUUGGCCACCGUCAUGAAGAAGCAAUCAUCGAAAUGGGCCGAAAUGAGCCUGGCCUACGUGAGCGACAUCAUCGUCAUGGUACACAAUUUCAUCGUGGCCGCUCUGGAAGCCGAGUGUGGCGACGUCAAUGUUCGCGAAGCCCUGAUGCAGAUCCUGCUCGAUGAGUUGUUGAAGCGCUACCAGAAGUCGCUCGAUGCCGCCAAAUUUCUGCUCGAAGUCGAGAGCACUGACACGCCCUUCACGCUCAAUCACUAUUUCAACGACAAUCUGCAGAAGACACGACACGAAAAGGUCCACGCAGGUCUCAAGCGGAAGGCAUUCGAGCUGGAAGGCACUCAGGUCGUGCGUGUGGACCAAGCUGCCGAGGUGAACGACAUGAGUAACGACGAGCAUGUUGUCCAAGAGAUACAUGAUAUCCUGAAGUCGUACUACAAGGUCACCCGCAAGACCUUUGUCGACAACGUCUGCAAGCAGGCCACGAACCACUACCUCCUCACGAGCGAUCAGUGCCCACUUGCCCUGUUCUCGCCUAUCCUGGUAGGCCAGAUGUCGGAGACCGACUUGGAGGAGAUUGCUGGCGAGUUGCCUGAGGUGAAGCGCACCAGGGCCCAGCUGAAGAAGGAAAUCACGAGCCUGGCACAGGCGGUCAAGAUUCUUUCUCGUGCUUGA
Messenger RNA from Pseudocercospora fijiensis CIRAD86, 2163 nucleotides. RefSeq lists its product as uncharacterized. The record is from RefSeq and is a predicted model, not a curated record. Gene Ontology annotation, cellular component: cytoplasm; membrane; microtubule. The coding region runs from base 1 to 2163 and encodes 720 amino acids. Gene Ontology annotation, molecular function: GTPase activity; GTP binding; microtubule binding. The transcript is spliced from 5 exons. Lineage: Eukaryota; Fungi; Ascomycota; Dothideomycetes; Mycosphaerellales; Mycosphaerellaceae.